AGGCAUCAGUUGCAGUUGAAGGAGUUCAGUGCCUGUCUGCGUCUGGGUUACUUCAUUUCAGCCGCGAUUUUCAGAUACUCCUAUAUCUUUCUCUCGCUGAUAACUGUAUCGGUGUAUUGGAAAAUCAGUUGCAGUUUUGACUAAUUUUGACUUAUUUUUGUGUAUAGAAUUGGAAAAAAAAAUGAAAUAAAGGAUUAUCACAUUACACUAUAGGCAGCUUGAAUCAUGGCAAGAGGCAUAUUGAGAAUAUGCCUGAACAAUAAACGAUUUUUAGAGCUUAGACUGAAAAAUGGUACCAAAAGAAGAAAUUUUUCUACAAGUCAGUUGUAUCAAAAGGAAGAACAAAUCCACGGAAUUCCUUAUAAUAAGUUGACUAUUGGUGUUCCGAAAGAAAUAUGGCAAAACGAGAAAAGAGUGGCAAUUACACCUGCAGUAACACAAAACCUAACGAAAAAAGGUUUUAACGUUAACAUAGAAGAAAGGGCUGGCGCACUAGCUAAAUUUAGAAAUGAAGAUUACGAACAGGCUGGUGCUAAAUUAGUCGAUAAUAGAAGUAUAUUUAAUUCAGAUAUUAUAUUAAAAGUCAGACAGCCUUUGGAUACUGAAAUAGCCAAAUUCAAAGAAAAUUCCACGUUAAUAUCAUUCCUGUAUCCAGCUCAGAAUGCUGAUCUAGUUAAGAAGUUAGCUGAUAGAAAAAUUAAUGCAUUUGCGAUGGACUGCAUUCCAAGAAUAUCUAGGGCUCAAGUUUUCGAUGCCUUAAGUUCCAUGGCCAAUAUUGCUGGGUAUAGAGCUGUUGUUGAAGCAGCCAAUCAUUUUCCCAGAUUUUUAUCAGGUCAAAUCACUGCGGCUGGUAAAGUACCGCCAGCAAAAGUGCUUGUGAUUGGUGGAGGAGUAGCUGGUUUGGCUGCUAUUGGCCAGGCAAAAUGUAUGGGCGCAAUUGUCAGAGCGUUCGACACUAGAUCUGUGGUGAAAGAACAAGUUGAAUCCCUUGGAGCCGAAUUUUUGACAGUAACAAUUGAGGAAGAAGGCGGAGACUCAGGAGGCUACAGCAAAGAAAUGUCCAAAGACUUUAUCGAAGCUGAGCAUGCUCUAUUCGCAAAACAAUGCAGCGAAGUCGACAUUAUUAUUUCCACAGCUUUGAUUCCUGGCAAAAAGGCACCCGUACUUAUUUUAAAAGAACAUAUUGAAAAAAUGAAACCUGGCAGCGUCGUAGUUGAUUUGGCAGCCGAAGCAGGUGGCAACAUUGAAACAACUAAACCAGGACAAAUAUAUUCGUUUAAUGAUGUUACACAUGUAGGGCUUACCGAUUUCCCUAGUAUGUUGCCUACUCAAAGCUCAACUCUAUAUGCAAAUAAUAUUUCAAAAUUUCUAUUAUCUAUUGGUGAUAAAAAUCACUUCAAUAUUGACCUGAACGAUGAAGUUGUCAGAGGAAGUAUGAUUUUGGACAAAGGCAAGUUAAUGUGGCCUCCUCCAAAGCCUGCUGGACCGCCUGUUGUAGCUGCUAAGAAAACUGAAGCUGUCCAACCUGCCACUGUCCCAACAAAAGAAAUCACCCCCUUCAAAAAGACUUUGGAUACCGCCUUGAUGACAACAGCGGGCAUAGGCAGUAUUGUAGGCUUAGGAAUGGUCUCGCCGAAUCCAGAGUUCACUUCUAUGCUCACAGUUUUGGGUUUAUCAGGCAUUGUAGGCUAUCAUACAGUGUGGGGAGUAACUCCGGCCCUGCAUUCGCCUCUUAUGUCGGUUACUAACGCUAUUUCUGGAAUUACUGCUGUUGGGGGUUUGUUGUUGAUGAACGGAGGUUACUAUCCUACUAAUGCUGUCGAGGUGUUAGCUGCCAGUGCUGCCUUUGUGUCGUUCAUUAACAUUUUUGGAGGGUUUUUAGUGACUAAAAGGAUGUUGGAUAUGUUUAGAAGAUCCACUGAUCCACCAGACUACAACUCCCUCUACGCCUUACCAGCAGCCGUAUUUCUAGGAGGCUACGGUUACGCUGCCAUGUCUGGAUUAGCAGAAGUCCAUCAGGCAGCUUACUUAGCAGCUUCCCUUUGCUGCGUCGGCGCCCUGGCUGGACUCAGCAGCCAAGCUACCUCCAGACUAGGAAACAGUUUAGGAAUCAUUGGAGUAACUGGCGGAAUAGCGGCUACUUUAGGGCAAAUAGCGCCAAGCAAUGAGGUGCUAGUGCAAAUGGCUGCUGUAGCUUUGGGUGGAGGCGCUAUCGGGUCGAUUAUAGCCAAGAAAAUUCAAAUCACUGAUUUGCCCCAAUUGGUAGCGGCUUUUCAUAGUUUGGUUGGCAUGGCCGCUGUUUUGACCUGUAUUUCAACGUAUAUACAUGAUUUUGAUAGUUUUGCUACCGAUCCUGCAGCUAAUGUUGUUAGAACUGCCUUGUUUUUGGGCACAUAUAUUGGAGGAGUAACGUUUAGUGGCUCUUUAAUAGCCUAUGGUAAACUUCAAGGGGUCCUCAAAUCAAGCCCUCUUCUUCUUCCAGGCCGUCACGCCAUAAACUCUUCCUUACUGCUAGCGAAUAUUGCAGCAGGAGGUUACUUGUUCUAUGAUCCCACAUUGGCAGGAGGUUUAGGUGCUUUGGGCACUACAGCCGCUUUGAGUACAGCUAUGGGUGUGACUCUGACUUCAGCUAUAGGCGGUGCUGAUAUGCCUGUUGUGAUAACAGUAUUGAACAGUUACUCGGGUUGGGCAUUGUGCGCAGAAGGUUUUAUGUUGAAUAAUAAUUUGAUGACUAUUGUGGGAGCUUUGAUUGGUUCUUCUGGAGCUAUUUUGUCUUAUAUUAUGUGCAAGGCCAUGAAUCGUUCCUUACCAAAUGUCAUUCUGGGAGGCUAUGGUACUUCGAGCACCGGAACUGGCAAACCAAUGGAAAUCACUGGUACUCAUACCGAAAUCAACAUAGACGGCGCUGUAGAAUCGAUCAACAACGCCCGCAAUAUAAUUAUAGUUCCUGGCUACGGACUGUGUGUAGCUAAAGCUCAAUAUCCCAUUGCUGAAAUGGUAGAGGUAUUAAAAAAAAAGGGAAAAAAUGUCAGAUUUGCUAUUCAUCCGGUAGCUGGCCGUAUGCCAGGUCAAUUAAAUGUAUUAUUGGCCGAAGCUGGAGUUCCUUAUGAUGACGUAUUGGAAAUGGAUGAGAUUAAUGAGGAUUUUAAUAGUACCGAUUUGGUACUGGUUAUUGGAGCGAAUGAUACUGUAAAUAGUGCCGCCGUUGAUGAUCCCAAUUCACCCAUUGCUGGUAUGCCAGUGAUGAACGUUUGGAAGUCUGAGCAUGUGAUUGUUAUGAAGAGAUCUUUAGGUGUUGGUUAUGCAGCUGUCGACAACCCAGUAUUUUUCAAAACCAAUACUUCCAUGUUACUGGGCGAUGCUAAGAAAACUUGCGACGCCCUCUUACAUAAGAUAAUGCAAGAAAAUUGA
Messenger RNA from Ceutorhynchus assimilis (cabbage seed weevil), 3411 nucleotides. The record is from the annotation of a GenBank genome assembly. NCBI's taxonomy places the organism in Eukaryota, Metazoa, Arthropoda, Insecta, Coleoptera, Curculionidae.